AUGAAAGUUACGAAGAGACGGCCCCCAGUCCCCGGUGGCCCCGCUAUUCCUGGCUACGGUGGUGACCACGGUAACGGCGGGGCAUGGGGUGCUAAUAAUCUCCGGUGGAGGUUCGGUUGCCACCUACGACGACUCGACCUGGCAACUUAUAACGCACGCACCAUCCAUGGCAUGACUUGGGAUAGGAUUGCAUUGUCUUGGAUUAUCUUACGCUGCCACUGGACGGCACACGAGGACUGUCAAAACUACUUGUGGCGUUUUUUUAAUCAAAAAUCCCAAGAUUUCUACAGCAACGGGAUUAUAUCACUACCUACAAGAUGGCUACAAGUUAUCGAACAAAAUGGCACAUAUAUAUUAUAA
Molecule: messenger RNA, 360 nt
Organism: Parnassius mnemosyne (clouded apollo)
Lineage: Eukaryota; Metazoa; Arthropoda; Insecta; Lepidoptera; Papilionidae
Source: the annotation of a GenBank genome assembly